Triticum dicoccoides is the source of this 1028-nucleotide messenger RNA. Its product is annotated as exosome complex component RRP41 homolog. Gene Ontology annotation, molecular function: RNA binding. Bases 92 to 775 code for a protein of 227 amino acids. Gene Ontology annotation, biological process: poly(A)-dependent snoRNA 3'-end processing; U4 snRNA 3'-end processing; rRNA catabolic process. The record is from RefSeq and is a predicted model, not a curated record. Gene Ontology annotation, cellular component: cytoplasmic exosome (RNase complex); nuclear exosome (RNase complex); nucleolus. Lineage: Eukaryota; Viridiplantae; Streptophyta; Magnoliopsida; Poales; Poaceae. The transcript is spliced from 8 exons.
UUUGAGGGCACCAAAGCCCUCUCCCUCGUCCUCGCCGCCGCAGCCUGCACGGAGCUCGAAGCAGGAGUGGAGAGGGCGAAACAGUCCGGCGAUGGAGUACGUCAACCCUCUCACCGGCUUCCGCGUCGACGGCCGCCGCCCCAACGAGAUGCGGCAGCUCAAGGGCGAGGUCGGCGUCGUCUCCAGGGCCGACGGCUCGGCGCUCUUCGAGAUGGGCAACACCAGGGUCAUCGCCGCCGUCUACGGACCUCGAGAGGAAACUGGUAGGGUCAAUGGUGGCAGUAGAACAUUUUUAGAAGCCCGCAUAGCAGGUUCAGUGCAAGGCAUCCACGCCCAAGUUCAGAAAGCAAUAAAAGCAAUGGAGGCAAGCAUAUUAACACAUUUAAUGCCACACUCACAGAUUGACAUAUUUGUCCAAGUUCUUCAAGCUGAUGGUGGAACCAGGUCCGCAUGCAUCAAUGCUGCAACACUAGCACUUGCAGAUGCUGGGAUUCCAAUGCGAGACAUAGUCACUUCUUGCAGUGCUGGGUAUCUGUGUUCUACUCCUUUGCUUGAUCUGAAUUAUAUAGAAGACAGCGCUGGAGGCGCGGAUGUAACCGUUGGCAUUCUUGCAAAGAUGGACAAAGUGACUCUUCUGCAGAUGGACGCGAAACUACCAAUGGACACAUUUGAGACUGUGAUGGACCUUGCAACUGAAGGGUGCAAAGCGAUCGCGACCUACAUCCGAGAGGUGCUAUUGGAGAACACGAAGCAGCUGGAGUGUCAGCGAGGCUAGUUAAACCUAGCAGGCGGAUGCCAUUAAACGAGAGCCUGUAGCACUUGAAGGCGGGUCUGUUGUGUAACGCUGAUUGAUGGCUUAUCUGCCUAGCAGAGCUAGCAUUGAGAGAAAAAAAUGGCACUGAACCUGUCAAAGAUAGCCGGACCAUCAUUUUCCCUCCUAACGUAAAUGCUGUAGCGCACAGGAGAUGACAUCUUGAUUAUGUGAAACUUUGAUGUUGAACUUGGUAUCCAUGUUGUACUUUUGAAAA